GGCUGCUUAUUUCCUAUUAAAAGAUGUAGAAAUUACUGAAAAAUAAAUUACAAUUGGAUUUUUAAGCUCCACCACAACUACCACCAGCAGGGGGAGGAGUCAGCAGGGUGAGAGAUGCUGUCAGGUUGCCGUGGUUUCAGCCUCCUGUUUCUUGUGGUUACCGUCACCGGGGAUGGGUGUGUGUGUGUGUGGCUGCAGGGUGUGAAUGUGUGUGCGUGAACCGUGACUCUUACAGCUGUGACCAUAUAUGACGGGAGGACAGAAGGAAGGAAGAGAAGGAAGAGGAGAGGAAGAGAGGGAGGACAGGAGGAAGGAGGUGGAUGUGGAUUAAUGUUGCUGCAGACAAGAAUCAAAGCGAGUCAUCGUUUCCUCUGCGCUGCAGAGAUCUGCGAGAACGAAAGGAAGCUUCAUCAUUCUAUCCUUAUUUCUGGGAGGACUGAAGGGUGAAGGAGGCACGUAAAGGAGGAUUAAAGGAAUCACUGAAGGUCGAGAGGCAGCAGUGAAAGGAGGAUUUAGGAGACACUGAAGGAGACAGUGAAGGAAGGAUGGAGGGGGUUUGAGUCCUUGCAGAUCCUCCGUCAUGACGUCUCAGGAAGAUGCAUCUUCCUUCAGGAGGUUUUUUCAGUACGUGGAAGACAGUGGACUUCGUACCUAUGACGGUUUGGUGAUCCAAAACGCCUCCGAUAUCGCAAGAGAGAGUGACCGGAUUCGUAACCAGACCAACUGGGCCUACCUGCAGGAAAAGCACCAAAAGAAGAGACGGCAGGAAGAAGCAAUCAAGAGGACUGAUGAAGAUGGUGCCAUGGCAAAAGAUGGGGCAUACUCUGGGAAACAUUUCAGGAUGGGUUUCAUGACGAUGCCAGCACCACAGGACCGACUGCCCACUCCCAGUCAGGGCUUCACUGUCCGAUCCCAGUCUCUCCACUCUGUGGGUGGAGGAGACGACGACUCCAACCAGAACCGAAAACAACCCCCACCUAAACCCAAGAGAGACCCCAGCACCAAACUAAGUAGCAGCUCUGAGACAGUGAACGGGGGGUCCGGAGUGACCAGGAGAGAAUACCCAGAGACCAAAGAGACAGUGGAGCAGGCAGAGGCUCGAUGCCACCUUUACCCCGAGGACUACAAGAAGAUGCCUCCACCUAAACCGAAGAGGAACCCAAACACUCAGCUCAGCACCUCCUUUGAUGAGUCCUACAUUUGUAACCAUGGCGACAGGAAGUCUUCUUUGCAGUGGAACAAAUCUUCAUCCCAGAGUCAGAGUCCAGCAUCCAGAGACACAGAUGACGAGGAGCCGGUCUAUAUUGAGAUGGUGGGAAACAUCCUGCGAGAGCUGAAAGGUCAGGAAGCUGUGGAGGAUGAGCAGAGCGAGUCAGUGUAUGAGGAGAUGAAGUAUCCAAUGUUGGAAGACUUCCUGCAGGACCCCCACUCCACCAUCGUGGAUCCUGAAGCCUGGUCAUCCCAUGGAUCCCUCUCUGACAUUCCUCCACCUUUUCCCAAUCUCCUGACUCACCGCCCGCCACUGCUCGUCUUUCCCCUUGGUCCUGCUCAGUGCUCCCCCAACUCUGAUGAGUCCCCCCUCACUCCCUUAGAUGUCACCCGGCUACCCAUGUUAGAAAACUCCUCCUACAGCAAGUCAGGUGGUGUUGAACACACACAAAGCUCCACCCACCACCACAAAGAAUGGGGCAGAGAUCGGGAUUGGGACAGAGAUCAAGACGAUGAUCUCUCUUCUACCCACACCAUCACAUCCUCCGGUCGCUCAUCAGCUCCACCUCUCCCGUCCAAUCUCUACAAGUCAUCUGGCUCUGCCCACAGUGGUCAUGGUUACCCCCGCAGCCAAUCAGCAUGUCCGUCACCAGUAAACAUGGGUCGCUCUCUGACACCUCUGAACCUGAAGAGGCCACCACCAUAUGACGCUCUGAUGGCUGGAGGAAGUAUGCCUUGCUCUUCAUCUUCAUCGUCAUCAUCCUCACACAGGGCAGCAGAGGGCAGGGCCAAACUCAGUAACUCUGCCUCCACCCAUGGCUCCAUGCAGAACGUCUCAAUGAGGUCACAGACUCCAACAAGUCCAGUGGAUGAACUCAACAUUCUGUUUACCUCAGGGAAACAGGUGAUAAAGAGAGGCUCAGGAAGCAGGAAGGGCAGAGAGGGUGAAGACUCAAAGACUUUUUGCAAACUUGGCCGUUCAGUGUCAACAUCAGGAGUUCCUUUGCCUGGUGGGACACCACCACGUCACCUGCAUGAGAUGAAUCACCCUGCCCUCAGCCAGAUGCCGUGGCUCUGUGAAGAUGCCACCAUGAUGGAGAUGAUUGAGAAGAAAAGAGUUUUGUGUGGAGAGAUCAAAGCUCACCAGCGGCCAGAGAAGAACCUGUGUAAACAGGACAGUAUGCCCAUCCUGCCCAGCUGGAAACGGAAACAGCCACCACCAUAUUCGGCCCCGCCCAUCGCCACCGGACAGACUACCACGGUGUUCUGGGACACCGCCAUCUGAAGCAAGACAGCAAUGAUGAUGAAGCAGCCACCAGGCCAAGUCAACCACACUGAUUAAAGAAAACCGUGUAUGGCCAAUUGAUCCUCUGACUGUUUCCAGUUGUCAGUUGGCUUUAGAGUCAGCAAAGUUUAAUCCAAGGCAGAAAAUCGCCAUUAUCUCCCUAUGUUAACACUGACAGCUGUCAGCAUUUCCACAUUCACAAAAAUUAAAUGGAACUGUUAAAAUACAUUGACAACAGCAGAGUGAAUUUCACUUUUUAAAUUUAAACUCUCGAGCCUCAUUCAGCAUCUCUGCUUCUUGACAUCUCAAAUCCUCACUGACACAUGGUGUCACGAAUCAAGUCUGAACUGAAACAAAGACAGAAACAAAUCAAGAAAAAACUCAAAGAGAAACAAAGAAAUGCAAGAAAUAUCAAUUCACAAACGGUUACCAGUUAAAUCUUCCAUAAAACAUUUACAUUUAAAACUGCCCACUAAUCAGUGAAUGCACUAAUCAUAAAAAAUGAAGGUGACAUUAAGGAAUUUUGUCUUUGAAAAAUAAACUUUAUGAACAGUUUUAUACACAUUACAUAUGCUGUCACAUAACCUGAAAGCUGAGGAAAAAAACUGCACAGCUGAACCGUUUGAUUUUCUUAUUUUCAACUAUUUCAAGUUCUGAGUCUGAAGAAUGUUUUUAUUCAUGGUUUCACAAAAAUCACCAAAAUCUUUCAUCAAUCCACAGAAACUGGUGCAGGUAGCACCCUGCUGCCCAAUCAGAGUACGGAGAGGUGUGGCCAUACAGGUGUAGCAGGUGUUGUCUUUCUAUUCUUUUUUUUUGAGACCAAUGUAAAAGGGUUUUUAAGUCAAAGUUGUGUAGCAGAACGAUUAAAAAAAAUUAUAAAUUCUUCUGUGUGGGGAAAAAAAACUAACCUGAAUCCAUUGUAGUGUUUUUAUAUUUAAAAAGAAUCUGUCACACUCAUCUGUGUGAUGUUUUUGUAUCAAACCUUUUGUUAUGACGAAAAAGGCACUACUUUAAAGGGAGAAUAUUCCAGUGUGUUGUUCAUUGGUUUGGUCUCACCCACCGUGUCUGAAGCAGACUGGACUCCAGUUUGUCCCCAGAUUAGACCAAGCUCUUUAAAGUGGAACAAAUGUUAAAUGAACCUGUCACUCAACAGAUGCAGAUCCAAAUUUAUACAUUUAGUUUACUAAAACUAGAUAUUUAACUAACUCAGCUGGUUUUCUGUUUUAACGACAGACAUAACUUUGAACACAUUAUUUAACUUUAGUGCCAUUAAUUCAGUUUCUAAAGCAGCAGAAAAACUAGUUUUAAGAUAAACCACAUUACAAUGAUUCACAGUGUAGAAUUCAGAUCAGAUGUUUACAGCUCAGUGUGAAUGAGCUCACCUGAUUUUAACCUGACGGGCAUAUGACAGCCUGUAUUUUUGAGGCAGUGGAUGAAUGACAUCUGCAGAAUGAAACCUGAAGAAUGCGAUUUAUGGAUUUACUGACAGGCUGAUUGAUUAGCAUAAUGUCAAAAUGUGUGACUGAGGCAAAGCAUUCUGGGAUUUGAUGAUGAAACCCCUGUGAUUAAUGUAAAUCAACCUGAACCUACACACGGAAUGAGUUUAACACGCUGUGAUCAAUACACAGUCUGCAAAAAAGUCAAUCAUUUCGUUUCUUUGUCUCAUUAAAUGACAUUUCAGAUAUUUAGUUUAAAAAGCCUUUUUCUGAUCACAUUUAUUCUGCAGACUGAUUAUGACUGAUUGUUAUUUCAGUGUGCAAUGAUGAUCGUUGUGGAUUAAUCGCUGACCGGUACCAGGACACUACUGUAGAAAAGGUUUUUAAUCUCAAUGAAAUGUGCACGUAAAUGUUAAAUUUGAAAAACAAUGUCUCAUUAUGAAUCUCCAGAGAUGAACAUUCUACACAAAGUAAAACCACCAGUUUUUCCUGUCUUUAACAGUUUCCCUGAGUUUGAAUCUGCCCCCUGGCAUGCGAUUACGUUCACCUGUUUAACAUGGAAACGUCUCAAACAUGACAACUGAGGUGGUAACGACGCCAUCAGCUCAACAAAACAUUAUGAAUAAGCCUUUAUAUUCAGUCUGAAAUUCAAUAAUUACAGAUGAAAUGACUGGAGAGCAGAUGAUCGCAGAGCAAAUGACUGCAGAUUGACAAGACAGCCCAUCACACUGCAGGGUGAUCCAAACAUGGUGUAUCCAGGCUGCUGUUCAUUUUUAAUACUUUCAUCAUUAACACGAUGAUCUUUGUGAUGUGAUGUCUAUUAGGAAACAUUUAAACUGUCAAUAUUUGAUCAGUUUGUCAUCGUCCUCCUCUCAUCUUCAUCUCCGCUGAUUGAACUAUUUUCAGGUUGAUGACAUUCAUACAGCCAGGUCUACAGGAAGCAUCUCAUCUUCACCUUCAGCUUUUGUCCACAGGUUCUUCGCUUUAUCUGCAGCCGGGUGUAAAUAUGUUGUGUUUGCAUUAUGAGCAACAGACAAAUGAGUUUAGGGUUUAAUCACUAAGUCUUUGAGUCUUUAUUUUUACUGAUUCUGUCGGGGGGAUCAGUAUUGCGACUGUUUUCAUCUUUAUGGUACAUGACAGAAAUAAAUUUUUUACUGAACUGUUUGU
Monopterus albus (swamp eel) is the source of this 5097-nucleotide messenger RNA. It is a transcript of the gene nyap2a, whose product is annotated as neuronal tyrosine-phosphorylated phosphoinositide-3-kinase adaptor 2a. NCBI's taxonomy places the organism in Eukaryota, Metazoa, Chordata, Actinopteri, Synbranchiformes, Synbranchidae. Gene Ontology annotation, biological process: phosphatidylinositol 3-kinase/protein kinase B signal transduction; neuron projection morphogenesis. The transcript has 6 exons. Bases 581 to 2494 code for a protein of 637 amino acids. The record is from RefSeq and is a predicted model, not a curated record.